Molecule: messenger RNA, 2414 nt
Organism: Agrilus planipennis (emerald ash borer)
Lineage: Eukaryota; Metazoa; Arthropoda; Insecta; Coleoptera; Buprestidae
Product: glutamate receptor ionotropic, kainate 1
Exons: 8
Coding region: 26-2275 (749 amino acids)
Cellular component (GO): membrane
Molecular function (GO): glutamate-gated receptor activity
Source: RefSeq, a predicted model, not a curated record
AGGGGUAAGAAAACGGCGAAUAUUCAUGUACAUAUUUAUGUUUUUUACAUUUACUUUAAGAUACGUUAUUUCAUUUAGAUUGAUCACAGAUAAACAUUUGACAAAAAUUUCGAAGGGCAAUGAUAAAAAUUUGACCCAACUUAUCUCUAAUAUUUUUGAAAAAUACAUGGAAUCAUAUCGAUGUGCUCUUGUUGUAAUGGAUGACUUUUAUUAUGAAACAAUCCAGUCAGAUUUCUUCAAGAAACUUCAGCAAAGGGUUUCCAUGAUAACGAUUAAAGUGGAUGAUUACGAGGAUUUGUUUGAUCCUUGCAACGAAACCCUUAGUUCCCUGCAACUGGGAAAGACGACUGGUUGCCAGUUUUACUUGAUUUUGAUUUUAGACACUAUCCAAGUUACAAAUUUACUAAAAUUUGGAGACAGUCGUAGAAUUAUUAACACCAGAGCAAAUUUUAUCAUUAAUUACGAUAAUCAAUUAUUUUACGAAGACAUGAAAUACAUUUGGAAGCGAAUUGUAAAUGUAAUAUUUAUUCGGGAAUACGGUGGUAUUAAAAGAAUGGGAUCAAAAAGAAAAAGGAUUCCCUGGUUUGAGAUAACUACAGUACCAUUUCCGGCGCCGAUUGGUAACAGUUUGGUACCUCGUAGAUUAGAUAUUUGGAGGGACGGCAAGUUUAGAUCAGGUAUUGAUUUGUUCAGAGAUAAAACGAAUAAUUUAAACAAACAAAAACUACAAGUUGUGACAUUUGACCAUAUGCCUGCUGUGAUAAAGGUACCUUCUGGUAAAGGCGUAUUUAGUACAAAACUUUCCUCUACAGUAUCUAGUGAUAAUUUUGAAUUUGCUGGAAUCGAAAUGAAGAUUUUAGAAAUUGUGUCCAAAGCUAUGAACUUUGAACCAGAAUUACACGAACCAGAUAUUACAAACGAAUACAAAUUGGGUGAAAAACAAUCGGAUGGGAAGUACAAUGGCCUGUUAGGUGAAAUGGUAGCAAGUCAAGCCGAUUUAGCCCUUGGAGAUCUUCACUAUUCUCCACAAUUUUUAGAUCUUAUGGACCUAUCGGUACCAUACAAUACAGAGUGUUUAGCAUUUCUUACACCCGAAUCCCUUACUAAUAAUUCAUGGAAAACGUUACUUCUUCCUUUUGCUCCUACAUUAUGGGCUGCAAUUUUCAUUUGUCUGUUCUUUAUCGGCUUUGUAUUUUACGUCCUUUCGCGAUACCAUAACAAAGUCAACGAAAUGAUUUUCGGUGUAAAAAAAGACAGAAAGAUGCUCUUUAGAAACGUUUUGGGUAUUUCGAAAGAUACUAAUGGAAAAUUAGAUGUAAACGCAAAAUAUGCGUUAAUGAAGAAACAAUAUUACGUGGAACAAAAGGAGAUAGAACCAGUUGGGUUAUAUUUAUUUGGAGAUAUACCCAAUAGUAUUUUGUACACUUAUGGUAUGCUGUUAGUGGUUUCUUUGCCAAAAUUGCCGACAGGUUGGUCUUUAAGGGUGUUAACAGGGUGGUACUGGUUAUAUUGUAUUCUAGUUGUGGUAGCGUAUAGGGCCAGUAUGACAGCAAUUUUAGCCAAACCUGCUCCACGGGUCACCAUUGACACGUUAACGCAGUUAGUGGACAGCGGACUCCCAACAGGAGGAUGGGGUGAAGUAAAUAAGAACUUUUUUGCAACAUCUUUGGACCCUCUCACAAAAUAUGUCGGCGAUCAGUUUGAGACGAUACAAAAUUUGGAGGAAACCAUUGAAAGAAUAGUUCAAGGAAAAUUUGCUUUCUACGAAAAUGUCCAUUUUUUAAAACAAGCCGCAGUUAAACGUCAGCUACGUUUUCAAAAUAAUCGUACCAAAACAGGAAACGCAACUAUUCAUAAGGAGGAUUUAGAAAGAAUGGGAAAUAAAAGGGACGAAUACAGGAUCAAUACUAAACACAAUCUCCACAUUAUGUCCGAUUGUAUUAUUCACAUGCCGAUAUCGUUGGGCUUGCAAAAGAAUUCGCCGAUUAAACCGAGGGUUGACGAAUAUGUGAAGAGAGCUUUUGAAGCUGGUCUUAUAAAGAAGUGGUUGGACGAUGUUAUGGCACCUUAUAUUACAGCUGAACUUCAUUUUCAAGAAAAAGGAGACGUGAAAGCUCUGAUGAAUUUGGAAAAGUUUUUCGGCGCGAUUGUAGCCCUUUUCGUAGGACUUUCAAUAAGCAUUUUCCUACUUAUAACUGAAAUUGCUUAUUUUACGUUUGUCACCAAAAAGAACCCUAAUUAUGAUAAAUAUUUAAGAAUUGUUGUUAUUAAAUAAGUAUAGACUGUAGAAUUUUAAUAAAUGGUACUUAACUCAGUGUGGAAAAAAUAAAUUUUUACCCAUUUUUGAGUUUUUCGUACAUAUAGACGAUACAUGUGAUGUUGUGAUGCAAUUGUGAACCGUGUAACUAAUCGCA